AUGGUGGUCAAGAUCAGACUCGCGCGCUUCGGGCGCACCAAUCACCCCUUCUACAACAUCGUCGUCGCCCACGCCCGAACUGCGCGCAACAGCCGACCUCUAGAAGUCAUCGGCACAUAUGACCCCAUUCCCAAGAAGGACCCCUACGACGACUCGGGGCGGCUGCACAAGGACAUCAAGCUGGACAUAACAAGGGCAAAGUACUGGAUCGGCGUGGGCGCGCAGCCGACAGAUACCAUGUGGAGGUUAUUAUCAAUGGUCGGCAUCCUACCGCCCAAGUACCGACCCGCGGCACCGGCACCGAGCCAGAACACACAAAGCACCCCACAAGCGAGUAGGAGCCAGGCCUGA
Messenger RNA from Chaetomium strumarium, 351 nucleotides. Its product is annotated as ribosomal protein S16 domain-containing protein. Gene Ontology annotation, molecular function: structural constituent of ribosome. The record is from RefSeq and is a predicted model, not a curated record. Lineage: Eukaryota; Fungi; Ascomycota; Sordariomycetes; Sordariales; Chaetomiaceae. Bases 1 to 351 code for a protein of 116 amino acids. The transcript has 3 exons. Gene Ontology annotation, cellular component: ribosome; mitochondrial small ribosomal subunit. Gene Ontology annotation, biological process: mitochondrial translation.